Molecule: messenger RNA, 333 nt
Organism: Diaporthe amygdali
Lineage: Eukaryota; Fungi; Ascomycota; Sordariomycetes; Diaporthales; Diaporthaceae
Exons: 2
Coding region: 1-333 (110 amino acids)
Source: RefSeq, a predicted model, not a curated record
AUGCGUCUCCUCUUUGGCACAUCAUCCGUUUCGAAUAUGGUCCCUUACCACGAAGCACGACGAUUAGUCCUCAUUGACGAGCUUUCUGGUGUCUCCUCCUCGCCAGCCGGAGACUUGGACCAAGGCUGCCCAUACUGGUCACCUCGGCCUGCCAGCCGCGAAGAAUCAGAGGGGAUAGAGAAGCUGCUCCGAUUCGAGAGGAAGUACAAAGAAAUAUUACCAUGCGCGCUGGGUGGGUCAAAACAUCACCAUGGCCGCAAGAUAAGCGUAGAGUCUGACGAAGGGUAUGGACGUGGAUUCGGUAUUUCUGGGUUUCAGGAGUUCCCUGAAUGA